Messenger RNA from Brachypodium distachyon (stiff brome), 510 nucleotides. RefSeq names its product keratin-associated protein 5-4. NCBI's taxonomy places the organism in Eukaryota, Viridiplantae, Streptophyta, Magnoliopsida, Poales, Poaceae. The transcript has a single exon. Bases 1 to 510 code for a protein of 169 amino acids. The record is from RefSeq and is a predicted model, not a curated record.
AUGGCUUCAGGCUCAAAAGCUCUCGCCCUCAAGGCGGCCACCAUGGCUGCCAUUCUCGCCUUGCUGGCCCUGCCUUCUUCGGGCCGCUGUCCGUCUCUAGGGCCAGCACCACCACCACCACCAGCCCCCAUUGCACCACCACUACCAACUCUGGCUCCAGCUCCAGCUCGGGCUCCGGUUUCUGCACCGGCGGGGCCACCAAUAUUAUGCGGCGACUGCGGCUCGCACUGCAACUCGACGUGUGACGCGUCAGCUCACGAGAAAUGCAGGGAGUACUGCUACCAUCCCUACUGCAACCCCUGCAUGUCGGCCUACCUCCGGGAGCACUGCGACAUGGAGUGCUGCCGGCUCAGCAGCAGCUGCAGCUGCGGCCCGUGCGGACAGUCCGCCUUCUAUAGCUGCUACAGCUUCUGCAACGACCGGCUGUGCCAGCCCUGCCGGUACGGCACGGCCAGGUCGUGCAGGGAGAGCUGCAACACCAACUGCGCCAACACCUGCCACCAGGAAUAA